This is a messenger RNA of Penicillium pulvis, 3375 nucleotides long. RefSeq names its product lipase family protein. NCBI's taxonomy places the organism in Eukaryota, Fungi, Ascomycota, Eurotiomycetes, Eurotiales, Aspergillaceae. Gene Ontology annotation, biological process: lipid metabolic process. The record is from RefSeq and is a predicted model, not a curated record. The coding region runs from base 1 to 3375 and encodes 1124 amino acids. The transcript has 2 exons.
AUGACUGCAAAUGCUGAUGAACCAAACGAAUCUAAUGCUUUAACAAGCCAUGUCCCCGCAACCUCGGGCACAACGCUCCUCCCGCGUCCAGUCGCGUCCUUGGUAUCUCUGCUGACCCAAUCAACCUCACUUACGCUACGCAUCGGGUCAUUCUUUGGUGGAGUUGCCCUAGAUGGCGCGCGAGUGACAACCUUAACGAGCUUAGAAUUGGGCCGUGCUGUGGUUGAAGGCAUUCUGACGCGUGCCGGUCGCGAUGUCGCGAUUCGUAGUGGGGAUGAUCAUGGACGAAUGGAGGCUGAAUCACUGUUAGAACGAAGUUUAGCAACAUUACAUACAACCGUAACCUCCGCAUCCUUCUUCGCCGCGGCUACUUUUCAUUUCUCGUCAACCACGUUGGCUUCCGUGGCGAACUUCUCGCAGGCACUUCUAUCAACCCUUGAUGCGAUUUUAGGAUCGACCGAGAGUUCCAGGGCCAUUGCGGCUAUUAUUACCCUAAUUCGGCGUGAGUUCAGAUCCGUCGACACCGGCGCCAGCAUCGAGAAGAUCGGUGUGGGGGACCUGUUGAUUGGCUCAGUGGGCUUUGCACUUCUGCAGCGCUGGGGUAAAAGGAAUACCGAAAGACGACUGCGAGAGAAUGGCGGUGAUGAAGUCAUUUGGGAUACCGUCAUCCUUGACAAUGGAGCCCGGGCAGAUGUUGUUGGAACACAUCAACUACAAUUCCCAAAUGAAGCGCGUGAAGAAGGCCCUGACGAGCAGGAGGGCGCUUCAUUCGUGAUGCCGGGCACUGGGGAUCAAUCCUUCAAUGCCGUGCAGCGACGCUCGAGUAACUCGGAUUCAUAUACAGGGGCUCGUCUUUCGUUCCCACUGGACAGUCAACAACAGGUCUCAGACGAAGAUAUCCGAGCGUACAUCAUGAGCCAGUUACCACCAGGCUGUCAUGCUUCCAUAAGAUCCGAGGCUCUGACUGCAAGAACAAUCACGGUGGAUAUUUUCGAUGACGAGAUGGCUGAAAUCGCAGCACCUCCUGGGACUACAAUGGUUGAAGAACGAUUUCACCAUCAUGACCAUGCAAGUCCUAGUGUGCCGGAAUUUUCGAAACUCCCGAAGCACACUGUCGUAUUUCGCACAGCCUUCAAUAAGUCGCAGAGCACACAGCUGCGACCCCAGGGUCCAUCCAUCCCGGAUUUCAUUGAGCCUGAUUACCAGCGGCCUUCACAAGUAAAUUCGGCAUUGGCCGGGAAUCCGAGGAGCCAGCUCAAGCGAGCUCAGUCGGAAGGCUCGACGAGUGAUGCGACUAUCAAAGAUGGAUUCUCGAUAUCGAGGUCUUCAACUGGCCAGACUGAAAAGGCCGCAGGCAGAGGCUCUAAAUUUGCCCAGCGCUUCAAGCCCGCUGGUCACGAGAAGACCAGCAGCGUGAAGCCACCGCUCCCCAAAAGGCCGGCUGUCAAAGCACCAGGAUCCUCUGGCACAUCCGCCAGUAGACAGCCUACAAAGCUUGCUCGAGGAGCGGCGUCGAUGAAAGAAGCGACCGCACGAGAGAAAGCAAAUCGACCAGUCCCAGUCAGACCAAGUCAAACAGCAGAGUAUCGGCCUUCCACCCCUGGUCCGAAUAGUGGAUUACGAAGAUCGCCUUUCUCCAACUCUCCCCAAGGCCACUCUCCACGGUCGCAAGCCAAACAUGCUCCUGCCCAUGGUAUGCAUGAUAGGAACAAUUCCAGAGCAGGUCACUAUGUUUCGCAUGAAAGAAGUCAAGAGUCUCUUCUUACACAUACUGAUGCCUUCUCACGUCGUGCUGGAGACCUGCGCCCGGGAUCUCCUGCCACAUCUCGAACUCAUGUUCGCAGCACCAGUUCCUUGUCGGUAUCAAGGUCUGAAACGGACGGGCCUGUGUCCAAUGAUUGCCCGGGCUCAUCAGCACUGCACAGAAGAUCGCAGUCGUAUACCCCUAGCAUGUACUCUGUCGCGACUGCUGGUUCUGAAACAUCGCUUUUGCUAGCUCAUCGCUCGCGCAAAAGCGCUUAUGAAGAUAUAGACACCAUUCAAGCACUAAAUCGUGAUGGCAUCGUGCCAGGAAUCUUUCCAAAGAGGCAUUUUGUUCAAAACAUACGCCGAUUCUGUCGCUUUUCCUCUGCUUCAUACGGUUCCAGUGCGUUGAAGGUCAUGGGCGUACCUAAGGAUGCGAAAAGCAUCCCGCAUAAAAUGUCGGACAGCCAUGAACAUAGUGCCUUCGAACACAAUGCCGGCCUCCCACCAUCAACAAUUCUACUCUCCUCCUUUGUGGAUCCAGCUGGAGGCUCAAAUGCGGCCGGUGAAACUGAAAGCGGGUUCCCUCUCGUACACUACCUGUCCAUCGACCACGAGUCCAAGGCAGUAGUUCUCACCCUCCGAGGAACCUGGGGCUUUGAAGACAUCCUCACAGACAUGACCUGCGACUACGACGACCUGGAAUGGCAAGGCAAAAAUUGGAAGGUACACAAAGGAAUGCACGCCUCCGCGAAGCGACUCCUCGAAGGCGGCGGCGGCCGAGUGAUGAUCACUCUCCGCGCAGCACUGGAAGAGUUCACGGAUUACGGCGUCGUACUCUGCGGCCACUCCCUCGGCGGCGGCGUGGCAGCUCUACUCGCAACCAUGAUCUCGGAGCCAAGCAGCUCUCUUGCAGGCCCAUCCUUCGUCACAGCACCUUGCCAUCCAAUUUCAACCCGCCUUCUAACCGACAGCAACACACAAACCUCAGAAUCCACACCACAUUACGACCUACCCCCAGGCCGCCCAAUCCACGUCUACGCCUACGGUCCCCCAGCCGUAAUGUCCCCUUUCCUUCGCCUCGCAACCCGAAACCUAAUAACAACAAUCGUAAACGGCUCCGACAUAGUCCCAAGUCUAUCCCUCGGCAUCCUUCACGAUAUGCAUACAGCAUCCCACCUCUUCAAGACAGACGUCUCCCAGGCAAAAACACAUAUUCGCCAACGUCUCCACGAAACACUCCGUCAAAGUAUCGUGCACAAAUUCUAUGUCAACCAGCCGCCUCUAGUGGUAAACGCCGGCGAUGGCGUAGGCGAAGACGCCUGGGCCUGGAAAACGCUCGCCCUCCUCCGCGACGCGAUGCGAGCACCAAAACUGAUGCCGCCAGGCGAGGUAUUCGUGGUUGAGACUAUGCGCGUAUUACAGCGCGAAGCAUUCACGCCGCAGCCGGAGUUUGGGGAUGGGUAUCCGAGGCUUGGACGACCUGCUACGAGGGUUCAAAUGAGGUUUAUUCGGGAUGUGGAGAAAUGGUUUGGGGAAUUGAGAUUUGCAUCGGGGAUGUUGAGUGAUCAUAAUCCGGCUAGGUACGAGACUAGUCUUGCUGCUUUGGUUAGGGGGGUUUUGGAUGAGUGA